GCACUGCACUUAUCGUGCUAAAUAAAAAGUUAUUAUUUGCAGAUUAGUCGCUGAUAAGAUAUUAUAGCCGAAUUUGAUCAGGCUUCAAUAAAGGCCCUCCGAUUGGGUUAGGUAUUAUUCCGUUGUGUGUCACAUGUGCUUCGAUGAACCUUUUUGAAAUUCUGGUAAUUAAGCAGUGAAUUUUUGGUGCAUUAAACUGCAACAAGUGGAAUUUUCGAUUAUACAUUUUCAAAACGGAAUACCAGUAAUCGUUUGUCAAACUGGAUUACAUUGACUUGGAGGAUACAGAGGACUUCGCAAUGGAUUUCUGGGGAAUAUUCAUGUUUUUUCUGCUAACUUUCCUCAUUAUGAGUUGCUGCGGAUAUUGCUGUACCAGCAGACGCCAGGGUGCAGUUUUGUCCACGCCCGUGGUGGUGACCUCCGCCACGCACACGGCCCCCGGCGGAUAUCCGGUCACACAGCUGCCUCCGCCUGGCUAUCCGGCGGGCAAUGCCUACGGGGCUCCAUAUCCAGCCCAGACCACCGGCAAUGUGACCGUACAGAUGCCCAUGCCAAUGCCCCACCAACAGCAGCACCAGCAGCACCAGCAGAUGCCUAUGCCGAUGCAAAUGCCCGGCAUGCAGACGCACGGCGUGGCCUACCCGCCGUAUCCUGGCGCCGGGGCUUCCAACAUGAAUCCUCCGCCGUACGACAUGGCCAUGGCAAAUCCGGGACCCAGUGUCUUGCCCGCCGCCUAUGAGAAGCAGGCGCCCUAUAAUCCCAACUUUGGUCAGUGAUUUUCAGUCUUCUUUUCCGCGUCGACAUAGCUUUUAUACUUUGCUGGAUAUAUAUUAGUUUCUAUACCUUCCACAAUCAUGUAUUUCCAAAAUGAAUUCCAAAUUAGUCAACGAUUCAUUUCCCAACGGCCAGGGGGAAAACGAAAAUGAACGCGAAUGCACAACGAGCCAUUUUUAUAUUCCUUGUGAUGUAUGUGUAAAUGUACAUAUUACUUAAGUGCAACCUAACUUUAAUUUAUACAUUUAUACAUUAAGAAACUCCAAAAACAAAACCAAACUGAACAUUAUGAAGUGUUAAUUGUAAUAAAUAAGCGAAGUGCACAUCAAUCACAUGUGAAGCAUGUUUGUUUCGAUGCGCACUUCCACACAAAAACCUGAAA
Messenger RNA from Drosophila elegans, 1156 nucleotides. RefSeq names its product protein shisa-5. The record is from RefSeq and is a predicted model, not a curated record. The transcript is spliced from 5 exons. NCBI's taxonomy places the organism in Eukaryota, Metazoa, Arthropoda, Insecta, Diptera, Drosophilidae. Bases 300 to 776 code for a protein of 158 amino acids.